Molecule: messenger RNA, 315 nt
Organism: Staurois parvus
Lineage: Eukaryota; Metazoa; Chordata; Amphibia; Anura; Ranidae
Source: the annotation of a GenBank genome assembly
CAUGACCUGCCCACUGGUUCCACAGAUGACCUGUCCUUUUUACCACCACCGCCCCCAAGUGAAUGGGAAAUGGACUUACCUCCUCCACCACCUGAUCCUGAGAAGGAGCCAAUAGCAAAGGAUGCUUUAGAGUCAAAAGACAAAGUGGACAAAAUCAAGCUUGCUUUGGACAAAAUGAAGGAAGCUAAAGUUAAAAAGCUAAUUGUUAAGAUACACAUGACCGAUAACAGCACAAAGACCUUGAUGGUGGAUGAGCGUCAAACAGUUCGUGACAUCCUGGACAACUUAUUUGAGAAAACCCACUGUGACUGCACC